CUCUCUGCUUGCUAAAUAUAGACUGAUACUCACCAGCUGUAUACGCUAUCAUGGUCUGGGCGGGAGUUCCAGAGGCGAUCGUGCAGCCAGGAGUGCCGUGGACGCGCGACUGCACCAUCAUCACCCUCAUCAUCACCCCGUUUCUCCUCGCGCAAUUCCCACCCUACUAUAUCCUCUGGGGCAUGUGUCUUCCUAUCCGACCCUUCUCCUAUGCCAGAUCCCCAAAGCAAAGAUCAUUUCGUAGUCUGCGAGUCUGUCUCGUCACCAAAGCGACCAACAUCCAGACUGUCCUCCACACCGUCGGACUGUGGAAACCUCUUAGCCAAACCUUCCGCAUCAGCUUCGUCGUGGUCGUCGAUUCCGCCCACAACCCAUUCACCACGCUUCUCCCCAGCUGGGUCGAGCAGCUGCAGGUUCCACCUUCCUUCCAAGCCGAGCGCGCCGCCCACAAAGCCCGUGUGCUCGAAUGGUACCGCCGACACAGCAACCUCACUGAGUGCGACUGGGUCCUGCACUUGGACGAGGAGACUGAGAUCGACGAGUACCUCGUGCAAGCAUGUUUCGACUUCAUCGAACGCGGGAAUGAAGAUAUUGGAAUGGGAACAAUCUAUUACAACGCCGCCUCGCACUGGAAGAACCCUCUCACCACCAUCGCCGAGAUCCUCCGCAUCGCCGAGAACUUCGGACGGUACCAGCUCCCCGUGCGGUUCUUUCGGCAGCCGUUGCUGGGGUUCAUGCGCGGCAGCUUUCUGCUGCUCAACGGGACGGUCGAGAAUGCGGUGACGUGGGAUACGGAUUGCCUGACGGAGGAUCAUUGGUUUGCAUUUUACGCCGCCAAACAAGGCUUCAAAUUCGGCUGGCUCAACGCGAUCGCCCGCGAACAGGCCCCGUCCACCCUCGUCGACCUCCUUCGCCAACGCCGCAGAUGGUACAGCGGAGAGCUGAUGAUCCCCAGCUGGCCGCUGCGGGUGAUAGUGGCGUUCAAUAUGCUGGAGUUUGUCGCGCAUUUCUGCUUAUUGAUGACAAUUAUCUACGGCGGGUGGCAAAUCCGCGUCCCCUACGGAUUCUUCGUCUGGACGACGUUCAACCUGGCGGUGCUGCUGCAUGGGCGCGUGGUCGCGUGUCUGAUGGAGGAUCUGGAUUGUCAUGCAACCGCCCUGCUGGAUAUCCCCGUGCAUGUGGUCUUGACGGUGGUGUUGGCGCCGGUGGUGGAUUUGAUCCAGGCGACGACGUUUCUGUGGACGGUUCUGCGGCCGACGCGGGAGUUCACGGUGAUCCGGAAGGACUAGGGCUGGUGGUUCUGAGUGGUGUGUGGCGGUUUAGGCCGGUUGUGCGGGG
Aspergillus saccharolyticus JOP 1030-1 is the source of this 1338-nucleotide messenger RNA. Its product is annotated as glycosyltransferase family 2 protein. Lineage: Eukaryota; Fungi; Ascomycota; Eurotiomycetes; Eurotiales; Aspergillaceae. The transcript is spliced from 5 exons. Gene Ontology annotation, cellular component: cytoplasm. The record is from RefSeq and is a predicted model, not a curated record. Gene Ontology annotation, molecular function: beta-1,4-mannosyltransferase activity. Bases 51 to 1289 code for a protein of 412 amino acids.